Molecule: messenger RNA, 1623 nt
Organism: Dentiscutata erythropus
Lineage: Eukaryota; Fungi; Glomeromycota; Glomeromycetes; Diversisporales; Gigasporaceae
Source: the annotation of a GenBank genome assembly
AUGACCGAAGAAAUUAAAGAAAAAAUUUCCCAUGUUGUUAGUGACAAUUAUGACAUAAAACGUCGCGAAGCUCUUGAAAAGAUUGAUAAUGCUGAAUUUGGAUGGUUUCAUAUCAGAGCUUGCAUGGUAUCUGGAGUAGGAUUUUUCACAGAUGCCUACGAUAUUUUCGCUAUCAAUCUUGUAGCUACUAUGUUAGCCUACGUAUAUUUUGGAACAAAUACACUUCCAACAGAUGUUGAUUUAGGAGUGAAAGUUGCAACACCAGUUGGCACACUUGUUGGCCAAAUUGCUUUUGGAAUAUUGGCAGAUCUCGUAGGUCGCAAAAAGAUGUAUGGUAUCGAGCUUUUGAUGAUAAUCUUCGCUACCUUAUCCUGUUGUCUCGUUUCAAAUUCCUAUGCUUUUUCACCUACUACAAAAACUUUUGUUCAGAAUUCUAAUGUCAUCUCCGCUCAAGGCCUUAUCACCUUCUGGCGUGUUAUUUUAGGUAUUGGCAUUGGAGGAGACUACCCUCUUUCAGCAGUUAUUACUAGCGAAUUCGCUACAACUAAGAGAAGAGGUGGCAUGAUGGCUGCCGUAUUUGCCAUGCAAGGUUUUGGAAUUUUGUCAGCAGCUAUCAUUUCAACUAUCACAAUAGUAUGUUUCCAGUCCGCUAUUACACCAAAUGAUUAUACACACAUUGAUUAUGCAUGGAGAAUUGUCACUGGAUUUGGAGCAAUUCCAGGAGUUGUUGCCCUUUAUUUCCGACUUACAAUACCAGAAACUCCUCGUUUUACCAUGGAUAUUGAACGUAAUGUCAAUCAAGCAGUUCAAGAUAUCGAUACAGUAUUAACAACAGGUUCAUACAGGCCUCGUGAACAAGAAAUUAACAUUAAAGUUGAUGCGCCAAAAGCUAGUUUUGCAGAUUUCUUUAGAUAUUUUGGUAAAUGGGAAAACGGAAAGGUUUUAUUUGGAACAGCUUUUACAUGGUUCGCACUUGAUGUAGCUUUUUACGGUAUCGGUCUAAACAACAAUGCUAUUUUAAAACAAAUUGGAUUCAUUGGGGAUGGUAAAGAUCCAUAUGGAUAUUUAUAUAAGGCAUCUGUUGGUAAUAUUAUCAUUGCAUUAUUGGGCACAGUACCUGGUUAUUGGGUUACCGUAUUUACCAUUGAUUCAUGGGGUCGACGUCCAAUUCAACUUAUGGGAUUUGGCAUGCUUACAGGAUUAUUUAUUAUUCUCGGAUUUGGUUAUAAUCCAAUUAAGAACGCAUCUAUGGAACUUUUCAUAUUUAUAUUUACAUUAUCACAAUUCUUCUUUAAUUUCGGACCUAAUGCUACUACAUUCGUUAUACCUGGUGAAGUAUUCCCAACUCGAUAUCGUUCAACUGCACACGGUUUAAGUGCCGCAGCAGGAAAAUUGGGAGCUAUUAUUUCACAAGUUGGAUUUAUCAAAUUAAAAGAUCAAGGCGGUGACCCUGGUUCAAAUGCAUUCAUCGACCAUUUAUUUAAAAUAUUUGCAGUUUUUAUGCUUGCUGGCUUAAUAUUCACUUUCUUCUUCGUGCCAGAAACAAAGAAUAAAUCAUUAGAAGAUUUAUCAAAUGAAAAUCAAGAAGGAUUUGUCAAAGAAAGUCGUCCGGCUGUUGUUUAA